This is a messenger RNA of Microplitis demolitor, 1458 nucleotides long. Its product is annotated as odorant receptor 10a. The record is from RefSeq and is a predicted model, not a curated record. Gene Ontology annotation, biological process: detection of chemical stimulus involved in sensory perception of smell; sensory perception of smell. Gene Ontology annotation, molecular function: olfactory receptor activity; odorant binding. NCBI's taxonomy places the organism in Eukaryota, Metazoa, Arthropoda, Insecta, Hymenoptera, Braconidae. The transcript has 3 exons. Bases 268 to 1458 code for a protein of 396 amino acids. Gene Ontology annotation, cellular component: plasma membrane.
UAUUCGAAAUAUCGAUCCGUCGUACCUACCGUACAAUUUUAUUUUACAAAUAUGUAUAGAACACUAAUAAUUUUAUCUACAUAGUAAAUUAUAGUCUUCUUUCCCGAAUGUAUAAUUUUUCUAAUAAUAGGUUUUACGCCGUAGUUCUGAAUGCGUCAUGAAUAUAUAAUCCAUGUCUUAUGAUAAAAAUAAAAUGAUAUUAUAGAGUUGAACAUAAAUGUUCCGCAAUCUUAUCCGGAAAAUUUUCGAAAAUUACAAAAACCGAAUAUGUCACUCGAUACUUGGAAUUCAGGAACGAGUUAUGAACUUACGAUUUAUAAAAUAAUUAUGUGGCCUUUAGGAAUUUGGCCACUGAAUCGCGGUGAAUUGUUUUCUGAUAUUCGUCUUUUUUUAGCGGCAAUCACACAAGCGUCUACAUGUAUUUGUCUUCAUAUAGAAAUGUGGCUGAACUGUCAGGGUCUAGAAGAUAUUUUAGACAUUUUCGUCCUCAGUGUUUUUGCCCUUCUCGCUUGCAUGAAAGGAAUAAUUGUACGUUAUCACCAAGAUAAACUUCAUUGCAAUGUCACAUCAGCUGUCAAUGAUUGGUUCACAUUAUCAUUGAAAGCCAACUUACGAAAUCGUAAAAUUAUGAUGGAACAUGCUCGUAUCGGUCGAAUAGUGUGUAUUUCUUUAAUGGCGCCCGCUUCUGGUGGUACACUUUCAUGGAUAGUAUUUGCAUUGCCACUUCCGAUGUUCAUUCCUGAAAAUAGCACUGAUGUUAUCAGAAAUUACCCUUUACAAACAGCGUGUACUUUUCAAUCUGUAACUCUGUCUGGAUAUUAUCACAUCAUUUUUAUCAUUCAAAUCUAUCAAUUGAUAGCUACAUGUCUGGGAAAUUGUGGAAAUGAUGUUUUCUUUUUCGGGCUUGGAAUGCACAUUUGUGGUCAGUUAGAAAUACUCAAGAAUGAGUUUCGAGAAUUAAAGACAACGAACAAUAAAUUAGAGGACCGAAAAAUUUUUCAGAAUGUCGUUCGCAGACACUCUCAUCUCAUGAGCUUAAUUUAUAAAUUAGAAAGUUCAUUCAACUUGGUUAUUCUAGCUCAGCUUAUUAUGAGCGGAAUAUUAAUCUGUAUUAUGGGUUUACAAGUCAUAAUAGCGUUGAAAACUGAAAACUUAUUCGCCGGAGUCAAAGCUUCUGUUGUGUUAUCUUCACUAAUGUCCCAAUUGUUUUUAUACAGCUAUGGAGGUGAUUACUUGACAUCUCAAUGUGAAGCUAUUGCUUUUGCAGCAUAUGAAAGUCCAUGGCACAAAAGUUCAGUGAAAAGAAUAAAAGACAUUCAAUUUAUUAUUCUUCGCGCAGAAAAACUGAUUUAUGUUACGGCGGGAAAAUUUUUUUACAUGACUUUAGGAACUUUUAUGGAUAUUAUUAAACUAUCAGUUUCUUAUAUGUCUGUUUUGAGAGUCGCAAUAGAUGUGUGA